Trypanosoma cruzi is the source of this 378-nucleotide messenger RNA. RefSeq lists its product as uncharacterized. The record is from RefSeq and is a predicted model, not a curated record. The transcript has a single exon. NCBI's taxonomy places the organism in Eukaryota, Euglenozoa, Kinetoplastea, Trypanosomatida, Trypanosomatidae. The coding region runs from base 1 to 378 and encodes 125 amino acids.
AUGACGCAGGUCGCUGGAUGGACGGCACGUUGUCUCUCGCUGAGCAUGCAUCUGGAUCCGCUGCACUGCCACUUGACUCCCCGGACAGCGGAGCUCCCUGUGGAGCCUCACCGCACAGCUGCUGGCAGCCUUGCAUGCACCUGCCGAGCGGAGCGUCCUGAUACUGAGCAUGGCCUCGGACAGUUUUCAGUUCCCCGCCUGGCAGCAGCAUCCCAAUCGCCCACACGAGUUCCUGUCGCCACAGCCUCCCUCUCGGCGAUGGAGUCGCUCCGCCUUGGCCAGCUGGCGGUGCACGACGACGUCAGCAAGGAGAUUUGUAUUGUGCCGCUUUCACUGGCGGAUCGAGGUCGCACAGCUAGCUCUACAUUUUCCCCAUGA